UGUUAUUGUAAUAUUAUGACUACACAAAUGUUUAAAAAAACUCUAUUGGAUUUUAAAUACAACAAUAAUAAUUUUAUUCAAUGUUUUCGUUCUAUUUAUUAUGUUUCCGAUGUGCAUCUAUCUAAAAAAUUUUUUUACAAUAAUAAAAUAUUAAUAAGCUAUUUUUCAAAUAAACGAAAUUUAUCAAACAUGAAAAAUACUUGUAUGUAUCAGCAAGUACAUCCAGAAAUCCUUAAAAAACCAUUAUUAUGUAAUAAGUAUAUACCACAAACCAUAAGCAUUUCUACUAAUUCUAUCAUUAUUAAUAGUAAUAGAAAGUAUUCAAAUGCAGCUCCUAAAAUUAUAAAUGAAGUUGCUGCAUAUAAUAAUGGAAUUUUUCAAAUGAUUUCUGAAAGCUUACCCGUGGAAUUGAUUACAGAAGUUUUAAGAUUGAUGCAUUAUCAAACAGGUUUACCAUGGUGGGCAAGUAUUAUGCUCACUUCAAUUAUAGCAAGAACAAUUAUAAAUCUGCCAUUAAAUAUACUUGAUGUUCAUACAAAAGCAAAACAAGAAAAUUUGAAAUUUGAAUUGAGGGAAAUUGCAGAGAAAAUACAAAAGAAAGUGCAAAGACAAGCAUUAUCCUUAGAACUAUCUCCAUACCGUGCACAUUAUCUUUUUACACGUGAUUUUAAUAAGGAACAAAAACAAUUAUACAUAAAAAAUAAUUGUCAUCCAUUUAAAAGUGUUGCUAUAAUAUUAUUACAAGCACCAAUAUGGAUAAGUUUUUCGGUUGCAGUAAGAAAUAUAUGUUAUAUGUUGCCUCAAGUAAAUACUGCUACUCUCCAAGACUUUAAGGAAUUGACUACUGGUGGUUUUGGAUGGAUAAAAAAUCUCAUAGAUAUAGAUCAUUAUUUUAUAUUACCUUCUCUAUUUGGACUUUCAAACUUAGCUAUAUUAGAGAUAAAUCAAGUAUUAUUUCACGUAAAAGAUUCAAAGUUUAGUAGAAUUUAUAAGAAUUUCUGUAGAGUACUUAUAAUUGGUUUUGUACCAUUAAUGGCAUGUUUGCCAUCGUGUUUAUCAUUGUUUUGGGUCACCAAUAAUUGCUGUGCAAUAGUAUAUAAUCUAUUGCUUCUAUCUCCAAAAGUUCGUCGAUUAGGAAAAAUACCUAAAACCGAUUCUGAACUCAGGCGUCCAUAUACGGAAUUGUACAAACGAUUAUUAGAGAAAUUAUAUUUAAAGAAAUUUUUAGCGUAACCAUAAUUAUAUGUUGCUAAUGUAAUAUAGAAAUAAAACUGAACAUUUCUUUCUUCUCA
Apis mellifera (honey bee) is the source of this 1292-nucleotide messenger RNA. Its product is annotated as cytochrome c oxidase assembly protein COX18, mitochondrial. The transcript has 6 exons. Gene Ontology annotation, biological process: protein insertion into mitochondrial inner membrane from matrix; mitochondrial respiratory chain complex IV assembly. Bases 16 to 1233 code for a protein of 405 amino acids. NCBI's taxonomy places the organism in Eukaryota, Metazoa, Arthropoda, Insecta, Hymenoptera, Apidae. Gene Ontology annotation, cellular component: mitochondrial inner membrane. Gene Ontology annotation, molecular function: membrane insertase activity. The record is from RefSeq and is a predicted model, not a curated record.